AACACACUUUACAGGUAAUCUUGUUUUGUUUUGUUUUUUGGCGACAAGUUAUUUUCUAUCAUUCCUCUCUGUUUCUCUUUGCUUUUUACACAUUCUCUCAGCUGUUUUCUCUCUGUUUUCAUCUCUGUUUUUUCUAACGAAAUAUCUUAAAUUGAUUCGAUCCUUCUCCUCCGUUAAUUAUUUGUAUGGAUUCUGAUCAUCAUCGUCCAGCGGCUAACGAUACUUCACCAGGCUACUUUGUUCGGCUUGAUAAACCGAGAGCUGUAGACGAUCUCUAUAUAGGCAACAACAACAAGAGAGGGAAGAUGCGUAGGUGGUUGUGCUGUGUUUGCCACGUCGAAGAGCCUUACCCUUCUCCUGAAAACGAGCACCUGAGUAGCAGCCCUAAGCACUAUAGUGAUAAUAAGAAACCACAGGCUGCUGUGAAGCCUGAUAAUGCGUUGAAGGAGCCUCCAUCUAUCGACGUCCCUGCGUUGUCGUUGGACGAGCUGAAAGAAAAGACCGAUAACUUUGGAUCAAAGGUGUUGAUCGGUGAAGGUUCGUACGGAAGAGCCUACUACGCAACUUUGGAAGAUGGCAAAGCUGUGGCGGUCAAGAAGCUUGAUAACGCGGCUGAGCCUGAAUCAAAUAACGAGUUCUUGACGCAAGUCUCGAGGGUCUCGAAGCUGCGGAACGAUAACUUUGUUCAGCUGUUUGGUUACUGCGUUGAAGGGAGUGUUCGUGUACUCGCGUACGAAUUUGCGACGAUGGGAUCUUUGCAUGAUGUUUUGCACGGGAGGAAAGGAGUCCAGGGAGCACAGCCAGGUCCAACGCUUGAUUGGAUCCAACGUGUUAGAAUAGCGGUUGAUGCGGCUAAGGGACUUGAGUAUUUACACGAGAAGGUUCAACCUGCGGUGAUACAUAGAGAUGUUCGGUCUAGCAAUGUGCUUCUCUUUGAUGACUUUAAAGCCAAGAUUGCUGAUUUUAAUCUCUCGAAUCAGUCUCCUGAUAUGGCUGCUCGUCUUCAUUCUACUAGAGUUUUGGGAACCUUUGGUUACCAUGCACCAGAGUAUGCGAUGACUGGUCAACUGACUCAGAAGAGUGAUGUUUAUAGUUUCGGUGUAGUGCUUUUGGAGCUCUUGACUGGCAGGAAACCAGUUGAUCAUACAAUGCCACGUGGUCAGCAAAGUCUUGUCACUUGGGCCACUCCAAGGCUGAGUGAAGACAAAGUGAAGCAAUGUGUUGAUCCGAAACUCAAAGGGGAGUAUCCUCCUAAAGCUGUUGCAAAGCUCGCGGCUGUUGCAGCCUUGUGUGUGCAAUACGAAUCAGAGUUUAGGCCGAACAUGAGCAUUGUGGUAAAAGCUUUACAGCCCUUGUUGAGGUCAUCAACACCAGCAGCUGUUCCGUCCCAGGAAACUUAGCCCUUCUAUGUAAUUAUGGGAGAUUGGUUUCUGUUUCAUGUGUUGCCCAUACCAUGCAUAUAUAUUCAUACCAUACAAAUAUAUUCUUGAGAGUCUUUGUUGAGGCGUAUCUCUUCUUCUAUGUUUGUUAAGGUGAUAAGUAGUGUGUUGGUGUUCUGUUGACAAUUGUUUGGUGGAGUCGUUUGAUUUGUAAUUCUAUUUUUUUGUGGUUAUUUAAAGUUUUUUUUCUC
Raphanus sativus (radish) is the source of this 1630-nucleotide messenger RNA. RefSeq names its product PTI1-like tyrosine-protein kinase 3. NCBI's taxonomy places the organism in Eukaryota, Viridiplantae, Streptophyta, Magnoliopsida, Brassicales, Brassicaceae. The record is from RefSeq and is a predicted model, not a curated record. The coding region runs from base 186 to 1400 and encodes 404 amino acids. The transcript is spliced from 4 exons. Gene Ontology annotation, molecular function: ATP binding; protein tyrosine kinase activity. Gene Ontology annotation, biological process: protein phosphorylation.